This is a messenger RNA of Mustela lutreola (European mink), 2037 nucleotides long. RefSeq names its product nanos C2HC-type zinc finger 1 (gene NANOS1). The record is from RefSeq and is a predicted model, not a curated record. Gene Ontology annotation, cellular component: perinuclear region of cytoplasm. NCBI's taxonomy places the organism in Eukaryota, Metazoa, Chordata, Mammalia, Carnivora, Mustelidae. Gene Ontology annotation, biological process: oogenesis; negative regulation of translation. Gene Ontology annotation, molecular function: zinc ion binding; mRNA binding. Bases 300 to 1181 code for a protein of 293 amino acids. The transcript has a single exon.
GCGCGGGCCGGAGCGGAGCGCGCGCACUGCCCGCCCGCCCCCGGCGCGCCCGCCUCCGCUCCGCCUCCGUCCGAGGCGCGGAUGAGGAGGCCGGGGCGGGGUAGCGCAGGGGGCAGGGCGGCGGCAGGCGGGCCGAGGGGGUGUGUGUGGUGGGGGGGUGGACGGGGAGGAGCGGGGCCCGAUAAAAGGCUGCGAGGCGGCCGCACCCCGCGGCAGGCCGGCGGGCAGGCUCGGCGCUCCCCUUCCGUCCGGCCCGCGCGGGUCGCGGGGAGGCGGUGCGCGCGGCCCGCAGCCCGCCCAUGGAGGCUUUCCCUUGGGCGCCCCGCUCGCCCAGCCGCGGCCGCGCCCCCCCGCCCAUGGCGCUCGUGCCCAGCGCCCGCUACGUGAGCGCCCAGGGCCCGGCGCACCCUCAGCCCUUCAGCUCGUGGAACGACUACCUGGGGCUCGCCACGCUCAUCACCAAGGCGGUGGACGGCGAGCCGCGCUUUGGCUGCGCCCGCGGCGGGGACGGCGGCGGCGGCACUUCCCCGCCCUCCUCCUCCUCCUCGUCCUGCUGCUCCCCCCACGCGGGGACCGGGCUCGGGGCGCUGGGGCCGGCGCUGGGGCCGCCCGAUUACGAGGACGACGACGACGACAGCGACGAGCCCGGGUCCCGCGGCCGCUACCUGGGCGGCUCGCUGGAGCUGCGCGCCCUGGAGCUGUGCGCCGCGGGCCCCGCCGAGGCCGGGCUGCUGGAGGAGCGCUUCGCCGAGCUGAGCCCGUUCGCGGGUCGCGCCGCCGCCGUGCUGCUGGGCUGCGCGCCCGCCGCUGCAACCACGACCGCCGCCGCCGAGGUGGCGCCGCGCGAGGAGCGGGCCCCGGCGUGGGCGGCCGAGCCCCGGCUGCACGCCGCCUCCGGGGCGGCGGCCGCCCGACUGCUCAAGCCCGAGCUGCAGGUGUGCGUGUUCUGCCGGAACAACAAGGAGGCGGUGGCGCUCUACACUACCCACAUCCUGAAGGGACCCGACGGGCGAGUGCUGUGCCCGGUGCUGCGCCGCUACACGUGUCCCCUGUGCGGCGCCAGCGGCGACAACGCGCACACGAUCAAGUACUGCCCGCUCUCCAAAGUGCCGCCGCCGCCCGCUGCCCGCCCGCCGCCGCGCAGCGCCAGGGACUGCCAGCCCGGGAAGAAGCCGCGCUGACGGCCUGGGCUCCGUUCUGCUGCCACCUGACGCCACCAGGGCCCCCGCCUGCUCGCUCUCAUUUUCGGUCUGCGCACCAGCUUUCCCUCGCUGCUGGAGAGGCGUGGAGCUCGGCAGUUAGCUCCACUGGGGAAGUCUUGUUUUGGGUUUUUUUUGUUCUUGAAAGCAAGCCGGCCGUGCGGAGAUUACUUUGCUGUCGAAGAGCGGUUGAGACUAGACGCUACAAUUUUGAUUUAUCUCUGGUUUCUAGUUUGUGCACAUCCAGACGGUGAAGGCUGGGUGUGUUUCCCACUACCUGAAAUCUGGCAACUUAAUGGCACUGUUUAUUUACUGUAUACGUCGAUCUAUUUUAGAUGCGCAUCAGUAUGAAUUGUCUCAAUCUAAUCUCGGAUGUUUAAUUUUAUGGAGGCACUUUACUAGGUCUAGAAUAUUUUUUUAAAAGCCUCAUAACUUUACUGGAAACUGGCGAUUUUAUGAAAUGUCGGCAAAAUGACUAUUUUAUUGUUUAGAAACAAUAUUUCUUAGUUGUCCUUAAUCAGUUACUCUAAUUCCAGGUGAAGCAAGCCCCUGGCAGCAUCACCCUUUUGAGAAGUGAAGGUUUAGUAAACUUUCCAGUAUUAAUUUGUGUGGGUAUUCCCUCCUUGUGGCUUGUUUCAGACUUGGCUGGAGAUAUAAAAAUGCACAAUCUGUAGCAGGUAGAAUAUAGCUCCUUAUCUUUUAUGUACCAGAUCUUUUUAUUACUAAACUAGCAACUAGCAUUUCCACCUUGAAAAUUUGUGCCAAGUUAUAAUCCUGUUGUGUAUACACUUGAAAAUUGGUGCUGUUUAAAAACUUGACUUGUGUAUUUAUACAGUAA